This is a messenger RNA of Phycomyces blakesleeanus NRRL 1555(-), 702 nucleotides long. RefSeq lists its product as hypothetical. The transcript is spliced from 4 exons. NCBI's taxonomy places the organism in Eukaryota, Fungi, Mucoromycota, Mucoromycetes, Mucorales, Phycomycetaceae. The coding region runs from base 1 to 702 and encodes 233 amino acids. The record is from RefSeq and is a predicted model, not a curated record.
AUGCAAUCAAUUAAGCUGUACGAUCUUCCGCUCAGAAACUUUGAAGGAAAGUGCUGGUCUUACAAUACUCUUAAAGCCCGUGUUUCCUUAAACAUCAAGGGUAUUCCGUUUGAUACUGUAUGGGUUCCAUUUAGCCAAAUCUCAACUGUAAUUCCUAAAUUGACAAAGUCCACAAAAACCCCAACGGUUCCCAUUAUUGUGGACACGAGUAAAAAUUUUGUUAUACAAGAUUCAUGGAAAAUUGCUCAGUACCUUGAGGCUACCUACCCUGACGCCCCCAGUCUUUUCCACGGAAAUGAAGCUCUACAUGAGGCUGCCGAAGCAAACUUUAGCUCAUUCUCAGGUGCUUUCUUCUGUCUUAUUGUCGUGACUGAGUCAAAAAACAUUGGUGAUGAAGACGACAAUACUGCCUUUCGAAAGAGUCGUGAAUCUAUGUUUGGAACUACUAUUGAAAACUUUGCCGGAAAUCCAGAAGAUAAAAUCAGAAUUAUCAAUGAAGGACUAAUAGAUGUCAGAGCUAAAUUAGCAAAGUCUGCUUACUUGUCAGGAUCUAAAGUGGGAUGGACUGAUGCUGUAUUGGUUGCAAACUUUAUGAUGGUAGACGUUAUUAACCAUGAUAUCUUUCAAUCCAGAAUAUUGGAUGGUGUUCCGGGCGACAAUACUUUGAGGGAAUGGUAUGAGCGUAUGGUCAAAUACAUAUAA